CGAAGCAGUCUCAUCGAUCGACGGUUGCUAAAAACCAAAGCGGCAAAGCCAAACGACGCGCCAUCGUCGAUCAGUGACUUCAGCUCCUGACCUCGGGAAACUCUUCCCACACAUUCUCUCGCCGAAGUCCCAUCUGUAGUAUGGGAAAAGCGAAUAGUCCAAGAUGGACGAGACACAGAAGGAAAGAAGAUAUCUAGUCCGACGGCCCAAGGCGCUGCAAUACUUCCACAAUGGUGAGCUCAAGAAGGCAGCGGAGAAGGAGCGAGUAGCUGGGCGAUUCGAGUUGUUCUUCGAUCUGUUAUAUGUCGCUCUGAUUGCCAACUUCGCCGAAGCCCUGACAGACGAACCCAGCGGCACGCGACUCGUCAUUUUCAUCCUCAUCUUCACGCCCGCCUGGCACGCCUGGGCCGACGCAAAGGAGAAUGCCAACAACUACUUCAACGACGACGUGCUGCAACGCGCCGCCAUCCUGUGGGUCAUGGCCCUGCUAGUGCUGUACGGCAACAAUGCAAACUACGUCGGCGAGAGCAUCAAAUCGCAGCGCAUCACCGUCGCCUCGUACCAGGUCAUCCGAUUCACGCAGCUCAGCUUCUUCCUCAUGUACAGUGUCGCCAGCCAUCACCACCGCUGGCAGAACCGGAUUUACGCUGGUUUGACCUUCAUCGGCUUGCUUCUUUGGGUGCCCAUUUACUUUGAGAGCGUCAGCAACCGAGCCAAAAUUGCAGUGGCCGUCGUCGCCAUACUCUGGGAGGAGGCCUCAUACAUCCUCGGAUUUUCGCCUUUCGUCGCCAAUCUUCUGAAGCUGGAUUUCACGACGGCAGUCGACAUCGCUCACGAAGACGAUCGAUACACGGCGUUUACAAUCAUCGUACUUGGCGAGUUCACCUACGGCAUACUCUUCGGCUCCCCGGCCCGGGGCGGCCUGUCCUUCGGCUACCUCCGCGGCGUCUGGACGCUCGUGAUCGCCUUCUGCUUCAACUCAAUGUACGUCUACACCGACGGCGCCAUCACCAACCUUCACCCUGUGCGCCGCUCCGUCUGGACCGCCUUUGGCUGGCUGAUGAUCCACCUGCCCAUGUCGGCGGGAUUGCUUAUUGGUGGACACGUCAGCGCAGCCUCCACGGCCGACGAUCUGGAUGAAGCGCGCCGGUGGCUUUGGGGCGGUGGACUGGGUGUGGGCAUGCUGUGCAUGUGGCUUACGGCGCAGAUGUGGAAGGAUUGCGAUCCGGCGGGGACGUUGAUCUUGCCUAAACAACUCCGUCUCUUGCCUCGACUUCUUGCCGCUAUUGUGUACGCACUGGUGCCUCUGGCUUCAGUAGACAGUCUAAGCACCACCUCGCUCAUCAGCAUCGGGGCAGGACUCAGCGCUUUCGUCGUCAUUUGGGAGAUGAUCACCUCGUUGGAGAAAGGCGCAGUGCCGUUUGAGAGCUGGAAGGGUACCGUGGCGACGUAUGACACGGUGAUUGGUAACGUGAAGACAAAGUCAAGGCAACGGACGAGAGGGGAGCAGUCGAUCACGCCCAAGACGGAGCAGCAGAAUGGAUCGUCGAGUUCGUAA
This is a messenger RNA of Neohortaea acidophila, 1558 nucleotides long. Its product is annotated as bacterial low temperature requirement A protein-domain-containing protein. The coding region runs from base 164 to 1558 and encodes 464 amino acids. NCBI's taxonomy places the organism in Eukaryota, Fungi, Ascomycota, Dothideomycetes, Mycosphaerellales, Teratosphaeriaceae. The transcript is spliced from 5 exons. The record is from RefSeq and is a predicted model, not a curated record.